Sesamum indicum (sesame) is the source of this 1385-nucleotide messenger RNA. RefSeq names its product putative plastid-lipid-associated protein 13, chloroplastic. The record is from RefSeq and is a predicted model, not a curated record. Lineage: Eukaryota; Viridiplantae; Streptophyta; Magnoliopsida; Lamiales; Pedaliaceae.
GAAAAUGCCCCUACCAUCUCUCCUCAAGAAAUCAGCAAUCAACUCUCCGUCUGGUACCCACAACAAGCCGCUGACCACACAACAUUUUCAAGAAGAAAACUUGCAAGUUUGUCAAAUCGUUUUCACCCGCUUCUGGAAACUCAACAAUGGCCUGCUCGAUUUCAGUUCACAGGCCGGUGAUCUACUCUAAGUUGCAUUCUCCCCCUGCACCCUCUUUCCCACCAUCGACCUCGCUAUUCUUUCUUGAAAAUGUUUACAGAAAUGAGAGUUGCACGAAUUUUAGUAGUGGUAGGAGAAAAUUUAGCAGAAAUUUUAGAGCAAUGGUGCAGCAAACCGUGCAAGGGCCUUCAGCUGCUUAUGCCAAAGAAAUGGAAAGACUCUCUGCUAAAGAAUCUCUGCUUCUUGCUUUCAAGGAUGCUGGGGGAUUUGAGGCAUUGGUAACUGGGAAACCAACGGAUGUGCAACGGAUAGAUGUGAAUGAGAGAAUAGUUAGUCUUGAGCGGUUGAAUCCUACGCCGCGACCAACGACGUCUCCUUAUCUGGAAGGCCGAUGGAAUUUCGAGUGGUUUGGACCAGGGAGCCCAGGGCUCUUUGCUGCUCGGUUUUUAUUUGAGAGGUUUCCUCGAGAAUUGGCAAAUUUAUCAAAAUUGGAUGUGGUGAUCAAGGAUGGAUAUGCAAAAGUUGCAGCAAGUGUGAAACUAUUGAAUUCGAUAGAAAGCAACUUUAUCAUCUCCAGCAAGUUAUCUGUUGAGGGGCCACUUCGAAUGAAAGAAGAGUACCUUGAAGGAUUAUUAGAAUCCCCAAAAGUUGAUGAAGAAUCCAUACCACAGCAGCUAAAAGGUGCUUUUGGUCAGGCAGCUAGUACACUGCAGCAGCUCCCCGUUCCUAUUAAGGAUGCUGUGGCUGGUGGAGUGAAGGUCCCUCUUGGUGGGACAUUCGAGAGGUGGUUUAUGAUUUCUUAUCUCGACGACGAGAUCCUGAUAUUAAGAGAUACAGCUGGAGUGCCUGAAGUUCUUACAAGACUGGAUCCAGGACCAUCACCUGCGUUCGAACCAAUAACCGAGUAUGAAAGUUGAAGACAAUUAAAAAAUGGCGUAGUCGUACAUUGUAAAUUCUUACAGAAAUGACACGUAUACUUCUCACCGUUGCCAUCCCAAAUAAAGCAAACUUCAUUUCUCUCCUUCCUUUGUUGUUCCGUUUUAUUACUCAAUUGGCAGUUGUAUUUUUACAAAUUUGACAAGUUAAUAGUAAUGUUAACUGAGGAGAAGUGGUUGAUAUGAUGCAGGUAACAACUGGUAAAGGGUUGUUUCUGGAAAGUAGAUAUGAGUUGGGGUGCUGAUGUCUGUCUGCUUCACUUUUGUGAAUGAUGUUUACAUGUUAUGAUC